CGCAUUGCCUACUAUCCUUUAUCCUGAACGACGACGACGACCACUGCCAGCACUCCCUACAGCAUCUGGCUUCUUCUUCCUCACUGUCGAUAUACCCGCCAUUGUUUUACAUCCAUAUAUCAUAGAUUUCUGCUCGAAUAAUGGAACAACAAGCCAAGGCGCCGCCAGAUCUAAAAAAAGUCGCCCAAUUUCUGCGAAGUGGAGGGGCGGGAAUGAAGGUUAGGGUCGGUGCAUUGAAUGGAAAGCGGGUAGAUUAUUUCAAAGGAAAGUCUGCAGUAAAGGCACUUCUUUCACCAGCGUACCAGAAGAAAAAGGGAAUGCCGCCGAUAACCAAUGAAGAGGAAGCCAAGACUGUCCUUCACGCCGUCAAUACUUUUGCUUUCUACCUUCGUGUCCAGCGCGGCGGACCGUCGGGUUCCUCAUCAUCAUCACCGAAAGUCCUACAAAUCAUCCAAGAGCAGCGAUUCGUGCCCGACGAGUAUUACGCGUGGUUCUAUGAUGGAUCACAGUGGACAACCUAUGCAGGAGGAGUGGCAAUGGUGGCGAUUAUGCUUGCCGGUGUCAUGUUCCCCUUGUGGCCGCCAACCAUGCGAUUGGGCGUUUGGUAUCUCAGUAUUGGGAUGCUCGGUCUCAUAGGCCUCUUUUUCGUCAUCGCCAUUCUACGACUUAUAUUCUAUAUCAUCACUGUCAUCGUCGCUAGUCCAGGUAUCUGGAUAUUUCCGAAACUGUUCGCGGACGUUGGAUUCGUUGAAUCGUUUAUACCUUUGUGGGAGUGGGACAUUCAAAAGAAGAAAUCUAAGAAGAAGAAGGGCGAGAAGGGCGACAAAGGGAAGGGCAAGGCCUCGACCAAUGGCAGCACUGCUGAGACGCCCGCCGAGACGUCCGAUGCUUCACCAACGCCUUCUAGUCGAAAAACAAGGAUCGAAGAGGUGGAGGAUGACGACGAUGCAUAGGUUACGGUUUCUUGACCUUUAUUUUUCGUUAAUUUUCUUCUGGAACGGAUGACAUCCUCAUUUUAUAUUCUUAUCAGCGUCAAGGAUCACAUAUGCUACCAAGUAAGAUGUUUUUGUAUGGUGCCGCGCCGAG
Molecule: messenger RNA, 1086 nt
Organism: Desarmillaria tabescens
Lineage: Eukaryota; Fungi; Basidiomycota; Agaricomycetes; Agaricales; Physalacriaceae
Product: translocation protein
Exons: 3
Coding region: 141-953 (270 amino acids)
Biological process (GO): post-translational protein targeting to membrane, translocation
Cellular component (GO): endoplasmic reticulum; endoplasmic reticulum membrane
Source: RefSeq, a predicted model, not a curated record